AUGAAUUCGACUUCUUAUUCUGCUCUACAACCAUAUCCGCCGACUAUUGCAACUGCACCAUCACCUGGUGCAUUUUCAAUACCUCAACCUGAAAUACCACAACUUGGAAUACCACAACCUGGAAUACCACAACCUGGGAUGGCACCUGGGAUGGCACCUGGGAUGGCACCUGGGAUACCACAACCUGCACCACCACCAUAUGGAAUAUCAAUGCCAGGACCUGAAGCACCACAACCCGAGUUACCAAUGAUACCACAAGGUGGCUGGUCACCGCAGAAUACGACUUGUCCACCCGGCUUGGAAUACCUUAUAGUCCUUGAUCGUCUGUACAUACAGCAACAAACUGAAUUAUUGGAAGUUAUCGUUGGAUGGGAGACUGAAAACAAAUACCUUGUAACGAAUGUUAAUGGCCAGCCACUGUUUUAUAUCAGUGAAGAGUCAAAUACGUGCGCGCGUCUAUGCUUUGGUGCUCUACGUAGUUGUGAAUUACACGUGGGCGACACCAAUCACAGGGAAGUCCUACGUAUGGUUCGACCCUGCAGGUGUGCAGGUUGCUGUUGCUUUUGUUGCAUGCAGAUACUAGAGGUGUAUUCUGGAGACAUGCUUCUCGGUUCUGUAACAGAAAAUUACCAUAUUUUUAGGCCUUCAUUUUCUAUUCGCGAUGCAUCUGGGAAAACAGUUUUAAGGAUUAAGGGACCAUGUUUUAAAUGCUGCGGAAACGUGACAUAUAAGAUAAAGUCUGUCGAUGGAGUACAUAGAGUUGGAGAAAUUAAAAAGAAAUGGAGUGGUUUUACUACAGAAGCUUUUACAGAUGCUGAUAAUUUCAGCCUACGUUUUCCUGUGGAUUUAGAUGUUAAAAUUAAAGCUGUUUUACUCGGUGCCUGUAUUCUCAUCGAUUUCAUGUAUUUCGAACAAAACGCCAAAAAGAGAUCUGUAUAGAAUUCGUAAAAUGCUUAAAGGAAUCCUAUUUACUGAUCUGAAAUAUAGUAUAGUUUAUUGUUGUGCUUUAUUAUGAUAUAAGGUAAACGGUUUUCAGUGAAGAAUCACUGAUGUUGAAAGUUUUCAACUUUGCUUAAACUUUCUAAGCUCAAAAUUUGUCAUAUUUUUUAUAUCAAAUUAUUAAUGAAUACGAGUAAUAUUGUUAACAAAUUUGAUGUACAACAAGUGCUAUGAAGCUAUCAGCACCAUUACUAUUUUUGUAUUCAAUUUUGGAACGAAUUUAUGUGUAUGUAUAUUGUUCAUCUUCCUAUAGAGAUAUGUUCAGAAGUUUCCGAACAAAUACGUUUUACGACUUUUGUUACAAGAUUUCUGUAAUAUUUCUAGUGUUAUGAGCACAAAUUAUUAGGUUAUAAGUUUUUAAUUUGCUUUAAUGCAAAUAUAUAUAUAUAUACAGUAUGUAUAUUAUACAGGCUAUUUUUGAAAUUAUGAUAUAACCAGAAAAGAGGUGAUUCCUCAUGUAAAAGUAAGUUAAAAAUAUAAAAUGAAAUUUGUUCAUAUCUGCCUAUUUCACUCAAUCUGGUUAGUUGCUGUUACUUUUAUUCAUUUUUAUGAAUAUCAAUCAGGAUUUAGUAUAAUUGUAACUAAUAUAGUUACUUUUAAUGACUUAUUUAUUUUAAUGAUUUAUAAAUUAUUGAAAAUGUCUUUGUAUCACAGAUAGAUACUAUGUACUUGCUUGACUGAUUAAAGAAGUAUGAACUGAUGAUAAUGUGUUAAUUCCUAUAUCUCACAUUUCAUAUUUAUAGUUGAAUAAAUCUGUAUUAAUGAAUAUUCGAACUCGAUUUUCUCGAAGAUGGAGAUCUAUACGAAAAUAUUUUAUUUAUUCAUUAUCAUAUUAUUUAUUAUCAUAUUUUCGAUUUACUUCUACAUAAGGAAUCACCUGCUUUCCAUUUAUACUACUAUUUCGGAAACACUGUAUAUACAUAAGUUUUUAUAAUUGCGGGUUAUAUAUACUCUUUUUAUAUUUUUGUGCAUUUAUUGAAGGGCAUUAAAUAUUUGAACUGCCUGAAUAUUUGUGAGAUAAUUGUAAUUACUCAUUAUAAAUAAUAUUAAUUUUUUCGAUAAAAGAUAAUUCUGUUGUAUGAUUAAAAGAUCUCCUUAUUGUCAUGUAAAGAUAUCAAAAGGAAUCAAGUUAAAUAAAGAAGGAGAAUUAUUGUGUA
Molecule: messenger RNA, 2156 nt
Organism: Bombus pascuorum
Lineage: Eukaryota; Metazoa; Arthropoda; Insecta; Hymenoptera; Apidae
Product: phospholipid scramblase 1-like
Exons: 6
Coding region: 1-939 (312 amino acids)
Biological process (GO): plasma membrane phospholipid scrambling
Cellular component (GO): plasma membrane
Molecular function (GO): phospholipid scramblase activity
Source: RefSeq, a predicted model, not a curated record